AUGGAUGGGAUGCUACUUAUUAAUAAGGUAUCCACAUUUUGUAUCAAGUAUAACAUUUUGUUACCUAAUUUUGAUGAGCCAUAUGUUAAUUCUGGAAGAUCAAGGCGUAAACCUACCGAUUAUACGGUCUUACAUCAUAAUCGUGUUGAAGUAUUUUGUAAGAUUAUUGAUUGGCAGCUUCAAGAACUCGAUGAUCGUUUCAAUGAGGUGACUACUGAUUUGCUUCAUGAAGUUACUUGUUUGAAUCCAGUUGACUCAUUUUCGAGUUUUAACAUUAGAAAAAUAAUGAGAAUGGCUAAGUUAUAUCCUGAUGACUUUGAUGAGUUUAGUAUGAAUGCUCUUGAGAAUCAACUUGCCACUUACAUUAUUGAUGUUCGUGAUAUGGAUGAAAGGUUCUCCAAUCUUAAUGGACUUUGUGAUCUGUCUAGAAAAUUAGUUGAGACAAAGAAGAACUUAAACUUUCCUCUUGUAUUCCGCUUAGUGAAAUUUACUUUGCUUUUACUAGUGGCCACUGCAUCCGUUGAAAGAGCUUUUUCGGCAAUGAAGUUUAUUAAAAAUGCCUUGGAGAAUCGGAUGAAUGAUGAGCUUUUGAGCGGUUGUCUAGUUCCUUAUGUAGAAAAAGAUGUAUUUAUUAAUAUUUCUAAUGAUACUAUUGUAAAAACAUUUCAAGAGAUGAAACCGCGUCGAGUACGGUUGUAA
Molecule: messenger RNA, 699 nt
Organism: Solanum tuberosum (potato)
Lineage: Eukaryota; Viridiplantae; Streptophyta; Magnoliopsida; Solanales; Solanaceae
Exons: 1
Coding region: 1-699 (232 amino acids)
Molecular function (GO): protein dimerization activity
Source: RefSeq, a predicted model, not a curated record